Messenger RNA from Periophthalmus magnuspinnatus, 4959 nucleotides. Its product is annotated as F-box/WD repeat-containing protein 7-like. The coding region runs from base 219 to 2507 and encodes 762 amino acids. Gene Ontology annotation, biological process: proteasome-mediated ubiquitin-dependent protein catabolic process; ubiquitin recycling. NCBI's taxonomy places the organism in Eukaryota, Metazoa, Chordata, Actinopteri, Gobiiformes, Gobiidae. Gene Ontology annotation, molecular function: ubiquitin binding. The transcript has 14 exons. Gene Ontology annotation, cellular component: nucleus; cytoplasm. The record is from RefSeq and is a predicted model, not a curated record.
GUGCGACGGGAAGAGGAGCAAAGUUUGGCAACUUUUUUUUCGGAGUCAACAAAAGAGAAAACAGUGACACGUUUGAGGUUUUAGUUGUUGGUUUUGUGAAGCAGAAGGAGCGAGUUUCACCGGAGCAGAGCGAGAAGAAAAGAAAAGGAAAAAGAGACGGAGGAGAUCAGUGUUUUUAAAAAUGUAAAAGUCCAAAGAAAAGAACGACCGUCGUCUGAAUGAAACUCGUGAAGAGCAAAAGUCGCCCGGAAACGCCAAACAUGGAGCCUGAACCCGUGGACGCCAUUUUGGAGGAGGACACUCUGAGCAGGGACCAAUGGGACCAGGCCUUGAAAACGCGCCGCGAUCUGAUUGGUGGAAACACUCCGAACUCCGUCUCCUCCUCCGUCAGCUCCUCCCCCUUUCUGUCGGCGUGGUUUCGGCGGGAAAAGGGCGCAAACGAUGACGAGGAGGAGGAGGAGGAGGAGCUGGAGGAGGUGAGGGUGGCGUUUGUCACCGUGGAAGACGAGUCCUGUCAAUCGGAGCCUUUUGGACACGCCCACGAACAGGUAUCGACGAAUCAGAGCGGAGAUGGAGACGACAUGAAGAGAUUGACCAAUGAGAGAGGAGAACGAGAGCUGGAGACGGAAUAUACGCGGAAAUCAACCAAUCAGAGCAAAGAUAUGGACCGAGCAACAAAUGAAAACGCAGAGACGGAGGAAUUAGCCAAUGAGGAGACGGCAGCAGAACACACAAAUAAACAUGAGGACAGGACGGACGAGGACGCAGCCAAUCGCAAAAGACAAAGUGAAAGUAUGAAGACAGAUGAGCAGGGACCGACCAAUCAGAACACGGAAAAGGGCGGGGACAACGAUGACGCGAAGGAAGUGACGUCACAGCAGAAUCAGAUGAAGAGGAAACUGGACCAUGGUCCCGACGGUCGACCGUUUCCUACAGGGAAGAAGCACUGCAAAGGCAACGGGAACCUCAGUCCAGCGAGUUUGGCUCCGGCCAUGCCCACCACCUUCGGGGACCUGCGAGUGGCCAAUGGGCAUUCAGCUCAGAGGAGGCGUGUCACCUCAGGACCGCCCCCUACUGGACUACAGGAGUGGCUGCGCACGUUCCAGACCUGGAGCGGUCCUGAGCGUCUCUUGGCUCUGGAUGAACUGAUCGACCGCUGUGAGACGACGCAGGUCAAACACAUGAUGCAGCUGAUAGAGCCACAGUUUCAGAGGGACUUCAUCUCCCUGCUGCCCAAAGAGCUGGCCCUGUACGUGCUGACGUUCCUGGCGCCCAGAGACCUGCUGCAGGCGGCUCAGACCUGCAGAUACUGGAGGAUCCUCGCUGAAGACAACCUGCUGUGGAGAGAGAAGUGCAGAGAGGAGGGGAUCUCGGAGCAGGCGUCGGCCGCUCGGAGGAAGGACGCCUGUGUGAGUCCGUGGAAGUCUGCGUACAUCCGACAGCAUCGCAUCGAGAGCAACUGGAGGAGCGGGGACAACCGGGAGCCCAUGGUGCUCAAAGGUCAUGAUGAUCAUGUGAUCACGUGUCUGCAGUUCAGUGGUGACCUCAUCGUGUCGGGAUCUGACGACAACACGCUCCGAGUGUGGUCCGCCAUCACCGGGAAGUGCCUGAGGACCCUGACAGGACACACGGGGGGCGUGUGGUGCAGUCAGAUGUCUGUUUCCACGGUGAUCAGCGGCUCUACGGACCGGACGCUGCGUGUGUGGGACGCGGAGAAGGGCGAGUGCGUGCACAUCCUGUACGGACACACGUCCACAGUGCGCUGCAUGCAUCUCCACGGCAACAGGGUGGUGUCUGGCUCUCGGGACACGACUCUGCGUGUGUGGGACGUGGCGAGCGGGCGCUGUGAGCACGUGUUGGCGGGUCACAUGGCGGCGGUGCGCUGCGUGCAGUUUGACGGGCGCAGGGUGGUGUCGGGCGGGUACGACUACAUGGUCAAAGUGUGGGACCCCGAGUCUGAGGUGUGCCUCCACACGCUGCAGGGGCACACCAACCGCGUCUACUCCCUACAGUUCGACGGUGCGUUUGUGGUCAGUGGGUCUUUGGACACGUCCAUCAGAGUGUGGGAGGCGGACACAGGUAACUGCGUGCACACUCUGACCGGGCAUCAGUCCCUCACCUCUGGGAUGGAGCUCAGGGACAACGUGCUGGUGUCCGGAAACGCAGACUCCACCGUGCGAGUGUGGGACAUCAGGAGCGGGCAGUGCCUCCACACGCUACAAGGUCCAAACAAACACCAGUCUGCAGUGACGUGUCUUCAGUUCUGUCGGGGUCUGGUUCUGUCCAGUUCGGACGAUGGGACGGUCAAACUGUGGGACCUGACGAGCGGCGCUUGGCUCCGGGACGUGGUGGCGCUGCAGAGCCGAGGGUCAGGUGGUGUGGUUUGGCGAAUCAGAGCGUCCGACACUCGUUUGGUUUGCGCGGCCGGGAGUCGAAACGGGACGGAGGAGACCAAACUGCUGGUGCUGGACUUUGACCUGGGCGAGAAGAGGAAGGAGGACGACUGAUGACCAAAUACUCACCGAAAUAAAGCUCAACUUUUUUUUUUUACCAAUGUCGUGGGAAUUCCUGACGUUCCUGAUGUUACCACGACGACACAAACUGCUGGAGACUUUCCCAGACAAAUGAAUGUUCGAACACACACUGGAUGUAAUGGUUUAAACAAAAAAAGAACUUGAAACUGAAACGUUUUUGAAUGUAAAGUGACACACAAGCUGCUAAACCGACCACGACCACAACGCCAAAAGAGUUUGAACGACCACGAUCCACGUCGCCAAGAGAGUUUGAACGACCACGAUCCACGUCGCCAAGAGAGUUUGAACGACCACGAUCCACGUCGCCAAGAGAGUUUGAACCGACCACGACGUCAAAAGAGGCAAAGGUUUAAACUCUGUAAGACUCUGUAAGUCGCACUCUGUAACUUUUCUGCAAAAUGGCCGCCACCUGCUUGUUUCUAUGGAGAUGAGUGUUGUGAAAAGUCUGAGAUGACUAUCCCUCUCUUUCCUCAUCUCCUCUUUCCUCUCGUCUUUCUCUUUCUCUUCGUCCAGGUUUUUUUUUUAGUCACAAACACAAAAUGCACUCGCCUCUCCAUAGAUUUGACCUGUACCUCGGCCCAGCGGCGUCGCCUGUGUGUCUCAGUGGAAAUGGAAACGUUUAAUGUCGUACCGUUAAACGUCCGAGUCAAACCGUUAACGUCUCCAUGGUGACGCAUCAGAAAAGUUACACAGUGCGGCUUUACGUAAAAAUGGAUUUAUUUAUUUUUUUGGCUUUUUUUUAUUUUGAGCUGCUGUGAAAAUCCUGCUUCAGCUCCAGUUACUGUGAAAAUAAAGUCUUUGUUUUGUUUUUAAAACAAAUGUGCGACGUGUUCAGAGGAAAUCAAGAACAUGGAACAGUGAGUUUCAGACGUUUUUUGCCGAGGGAAGCACUGAAAACCAAACGGACAGAGCUCAACACUGACCCCUCCUGGAUCUGGAAGGAAAUGCACCUUCAUUUUUCUCUUAAACUUUAUAAAAAACUAUUAAAGGUUUGAGCUCAGGGUCAAUCGGCGACGUGGUAACCUUAGAGUGUGUAUAAAUGGACAUCGCUAACCCGCUAGCCGCCGCGUUCCAAACAGGAAGUGAUCGUGUGCGCACUUCCUGCUCCGUCGACUCGUCAUUCUGGUCUUAAAUGUUCGUAUUAACCCUCUACAUGAUCCUGGGGUUUUUAUUUCACUAUUGUGUCUGUAAAUCAAGAUAUAAACAUUAAUAACCGCGUUGCUAAGCGCCCGCUCUCUGCUAAUCCAGCGACGUGGGCGUGAAGGGGCGUGACCUUUAACAGCCUCGCUCCUGAUUGGCUCUUUGGUCGCUAUGAUACUCGCAGUCAGAAUUCCAAAUAUGUAACUCUGCUCCAAAUUGGCGGCUAUAACUGCUAGCCUCGUUGAGCUUCAAUUUGACUGGAACCAAAUGCUAGCACAUAGCUGGUUAGCAUGUAGCUGGUUAGCCUCCGCGAUGCUUUUGAACUCUCAUUUGUUUUGUUUUUUGUAAAACUCGAUGGGAAAAAUGGAUGGGAGAUUUACUUCUGAACCAGAGCGGAUGUGGAAGUGGGCGGGGCUGUGGAGCGGAAGUGGGCGGGGCUGUGGAGCUACGUUGGGAUGUAAUUGUGACCAAACCUUUAGAAACAUAAAUGCAAUUAUCUAAAGUUACUGUUACAUUUUAUAAACUGUCAGUGGAUGUGGAGCCUAUGCUAAGUGUCGUAGCCUAGCGUAGCCUAGCAUAAUGAGAUAUGGUCAAAUUUCACUAAAGUUGGUUCAAAAAUAGUUGGGGUUUAGCGCCAAAUUUUCAGUCCAAAAUGAGUCGGCGUUUACAAAAUUGAACUCAAAAAUUCAAAGUUCUUUUACUUCUGUCAUUAUUUCCAUUUCCUGCAGAGACGACGGCGCCAUCUGGUGGUGUGGAGGUGAAUGUGAGACUGUGCCAAAGUGAGCGCGUUUACUCGUGUUUUUAUAUUUAAGGAGGUUUAAAGCUGCCGUCUUUAAUCCAAUCACACACGGCAUCUUUAAAACGACUUUUCAAUCAUGUUUAUUUGCCAAAACUGUUGUAUUUUUGUCAAGAUUUUUAAAAAGCCAGAUGCCCUUCCUAGCUACACGGCGUCCUAACAUGGAUUAAAGCUACAACAGUCCGUUUAAAGCUUUACAUUUCUCUUAAACGAUUCUGACUCGACUGUGACAAACUGGAUUAUAAUAAAAAUCUACUUUCUGUCUGUUUGGUGAAAACGAGCCGCGGUCGCUGCUGUUUCUAGGCAACACCUGCGGCGGCGGACGUCCUUAUACGGUCGGUGCUUCCCUCGGCGUGUGGAGGUGAUGCUGCUGUUUUAAAGUGUAAUCAUGUGAAUAGUGUAAAUAUAAAUGUACAGAGUUUUAUAAAGUCUUCAGUCGAUGGAAAUGUUCAGUAAAGAUGAGUUUUAUAUUAAAGUGUUUGUGUUUUU